Messenger RNA from Drosophila kikkawai, 2208 nucleotides. It is a transcript of the gene Or71a, whose product is annotated as Odorant receptor 71a. Gene Ontology annotation, cellular component: plasma membrane. Gene Ontology annotation, biological process: detection of chemical stimulus involved in sensory perception of smell; sensory perception of smell. The record is from RefSeq and is a predicted model, not a curated record. Lineage: Eukaryota; Metazoa; Arthropoda; Insecta; Diptera; Drosophilidae. Gene Ontology annotation, molecular function: olfactory receptor activity; odorant binding.
GUCACCCAAAAAAACAACCGGACUCUAAAUAAACAAACUUCCUGCACUUUGUCAAAGACAGACGUCUUCUCUUCCCCAUCAAACUGGAAAAGUCAUUGGCCUUUCUCCAUCCCGAAAAAACAGAAAUUAAAAACCAAAGAAUUCCCAUUUCCAGGGCAGGAGUUUAUUUUUGUUUAAAGGCGCAAAAUUUUCGAACGAAUCUUUAUUUUUGGGUUUAUAUUUAGUCAAAGUCCCGGGAUGGUCCAUAAAGAUGCACUCAGUCAGAGAAAGUGGUUCUUAGUUUAAGUAAUAAGAGUUUUACAUUAUUAUUAAGAGAAGUCUGCAAAAGAAAAAUAUUUUAUCUGAAUUCUUAUGGGAUUAAUUAUCAACAGAUAUGUUGCAAAUAAUUUAUACAGCAGAACUACAGGGAAAUCUAUAAUAUACCUUGUAGUCCCAAGGCUUAUUAACCUUCAAAAACCUCUUUGUAAAGUUCACCAACUGUUCUCACUAAGUGAAUUUUGAUAUUCAAUAAGGGGAAUAUGUAUUUUCUUAAUUCUUAUGGAAUCAACUAUCAUAUAAAUAUACAUACAUUUAGCAAACAAUUAAAAGAAAAGAGCUAAAGGUAAAUCUAGUAUAUUCCCUUGGCUUAUUAGCCUUCGAAAACCUCCUUGUAAAGUUCACCAACUGUUCUCACUAAGUGAAUUUUAAUUGAAAAACGCCAACGACCAGGAACGCCCCUAAAAUUAAGUCAUCAAGCCAAUCAAUUAGGGCAAGCCUUUAUAAGGAUUUUCCUAGCCUCAAAUCAGUUUAAUAAGUGUUCAAAACCUGUGCCAUGGAUUACGACCGGAUUCGACCAGUGCGCUUCUUGACAGGAUUCUUGAGCUUCUGUCGUCUCUGGCCAAGAGAUGGACCCUUACCCAGGCAGGAUUGGAACAACUGGAGGACUUAUCUAAUGCACGCUCCCUUUUCCAUAUUAUUCAUGGUUCUCCUGUGGGUGGAGGCCAUGAUGAGCAAGGACAUUGAGCAUCUUGCCGAUGUCCUACUGAUUGGCCUGAGCACCACAGCUUUGGCAGCUAAAAUGGUGAAUAACUGGAGAUAUGCCCAAGUGGCCCAGAGGAUCCUAACCGAAUGGAGUACCUCCGAUCAGUUUGAGUUGCGGAGUCAAAGGGAAGUGGACAUGUGGCAGUUUCAGCAUCGUCGCUACACUCGGGUCUUCAUUUUCUACUUAAUGUGCAGUGCGGGUGUGAUACCCUUCAUUGUGAUCCACCCUCUGUUUGAUAUUCCCAAUCGAUUGCCAUUCUGGAUGUGGACACCUUUUGAUUGGCAAAAAACAGCAUACUUCUGGUAUCCAUUUAUUUAUCAGCUUAUAACGAUUCCCAUUGUUUGUUUAAGUAACAUCUUCUUGGAUGGUGUGAAUUGGUACAUGAUGCUUCAUUUGUCCCUCUGUUUGAGAAUGCUGGGCCAGAGAUUGAGUGAGUUAAGGGCAAAUGGUAAGGACAAUGAUAAGCUGGAGGAGAAAUUCCUAGAGCUGGUGCAUAUACAUCAGAGCCUCAAGCGACAGGCCUUGGACAUUGAGACCUUCAUUUCGAAGAGCACUUUUACCCAGAUCUUGGUCAGCUCCUUGACCAUAUGCUUUACCAUAUAUACCAUACAGACGAGUCCCGUGAUGCAGGAUAUAAACAAAUUUGCCGCCAUGCUUCAGUAUCUAUUGUCCAUGAUCACGCAAAUCCUGUUGCCCAGCAUCUAUGGCAAUGCUGUUAUUGACUCUGCCAAUUCCUUGACAAGUUGUCUUUACCAUUCCGAUUGGCCAGAUAUGAAUCCUCGAAUGCGUCGCCUGAUUCUCAUGUUUAUGGUGUACUUAAAUCGUCCUUUGUCCUUGAGAGCUGGUGGCUUUUUUCAUGUCGGCUUGCCAUUGUUUACCAAGACCAUGAAUCAGGCCUAUAGCAUCCUAGCCUUGCUGCUCAACAUGAACAAAUAGAAGAAAAAAGAGUUCUGGAAACUAAAAAAAAGAAAACACAAACUGUGCUUUCUAUUUUGGAUUAGCGAGAAGAUUUCACAGUUCGUUUGGAGAUUUAUUGCCGCUGCGUCUUGUUAUGCAAAAAUCUAAAAAUAUAUUGUAGCAUUGCACGAAAUAUACACGUAUUCCCAUAUAUAUAUAUCAAGUACUACAUGUUUGCUGCACAUGAAAUGUAGAAAAUUGCAAGUGACGAAAAUAAAAUUCAGAUUUGA